Molecule: messenger RNA, 313 nt
Organism: Ambispora gerdemannii
Lineage: Eukaryota; Fungi; Glomeromycota; Glomeromycetes; Archaeosporales; Ambisporaceae
Source: the annotation of a GenBank genome assembly
CACCAACGUUCCAAAAUAUGCAAAGCAACAAUACGUGAAGCAACUGCCGUACAAAGCACAGCUUCCCGAAGUAACCACCAUUCGAAGCAUAAUGAUAAUAUGCGAAGCACAGCAAUCCCGGAAUAAUACGGCAAUACAUAAAGCAAAAACAUGCGAAAAACUGUUGUCUGAAGUACUACUUUUCGAAGUAAUCACUGUUCGAAGCACAACGACAAUAUACAAAGCAACUACUAUUCGAAGUACAACAACAAUACGCGAAGCAACUACUAUUCGAAGUACAACAAUAUGUGAAGCACAGCAAAUUCUGAAAUAG